Messenger RNA from Myotis brandtii (Brandt's bat), 8887 nucleotides. It is a transcript of the gene AFF1, whose product is annotated as AF4/FMR2 family, member 1. The transcript has 21 exons. Lineage: Eukaryota; Metazoa; Chordata; Mammalia; Chiroptera; Vespertilionidae. Gene Ontology annotation, biological process: regulation of gene expression. The coding region runs from base 147 to 3821 and encodes 1224 amino acids. Gene Ontology annotation, cellular component: super elongation complex; nucleus. The record is from RefSeq and is a predicted model, not a curated record.
UUGCUCUGCGCUCAGCGCACCCACGCCCCUUCCCCACCGCAACAGGUCAGGGGAGGGCGGAGGCGGCGAGGGCGCACGACCCGGACGCUGAAGAACGAAAGGUCUGGAAGAUGAAUAGACUUGUCACUUCCCACUGACUGGCAGCAAUGGCAUUCACUGAAAGAGUCCACAGCAGCAGCAACAGCUUGUACAAUGAAGACAGAAACCUGCUUCGAAUUAGAGAGAAGGAAAGACGCAACCAGGAAGCUCACCAAGAGAAAGAGGCAUUUUCUGAAAAGAUUCCCCUUUUUGGAGAGCCCUACAAGACAGAAAAAGGCGAUGAGCUAUCCAGUCGAAUACAGAACAUGCUGGGAAACUAUGAAGAAGUAAAGGAGUUACUCAGUACCAAGUCUCUCGCUCAUCACUUGGAUGCUUCUGAAAGUAGGCCGGGAAAGCCGAGAUACCCUUUGUUUCCUGAGAAGGGGAGCGGCGUUCCACCGCACUCCUUCCACACCCGUGUCCAUCACCAGCCUGGUAGCACUCCUGCCUCUGGACCACUUCCUGUUGGUAACAUGAGCCACAAUCAAAAGGUGACACAGCCAAGAAUGGAACCAAUGCCAAGUCUUCAUGUGAAAAGCUAUGGCGCCCCGGACAGCCAGCACCUGGCCCAGGAUCGCCUUGGUCAGGAGGGGUACAGCUCUAGUCAUCGAAAAAACGGUGACCGCAGAGCCGAAGGAGACCACUGUGCUUCGACGGCAGACUCAGCUCCAGAGAGGGAGCUUUCUCCCCUACUCUCCUCUUUACCUUCUCCAUUGCCCCCUUUGUCACCUCUACAUUCCAACCAGCAAACUCUUCCCAGGUCACAAGGAAGCAGCAAGGUUCACAGCAGUAACAACAACAACAACAAUAAGGGCUACUGCCACGCCAAAUCUCCCAAGGACCUGGCAGUAAAGAUCCGAGACAAAGAGACCCCUAAGGACAGUUUGGUGGCCGUCUCCAGCCUUGGAGUGGCCCCUCCCCAGCCACCUUCUCAGUCUUUCCCCCCACCCUCCCUCCCCUCAAAGAGCGUUGCAAUGCAGCAGAAGCCCACAGCUUAUGUCCGGCCCAUGGACGGUCAAGAUCAGGCUCCUAGUGAGUCUCCCGAACUGAAACCACUGCCGGAGGAUUACCGGCAACAGACCUUUGAAAAAACCGACUUAAAAGUGCCUGCCAAAGCUAAGCUCACCAAGCUGAAAAUGCCUUCUCAGUCAGUUGAGCAGACCUACUCCAAUGAAGUCCAUUGUGUUGAAGAGAUUCUGAAGGAAAUGACCCAUUCGUGGCCACCUCCUCUGACAGCAAUACAUACGCCCAGUACAGCUGAGCCCUCCAAAUUCCCCUUUCCCACCAAGGAUUCUCAACACAUCAGUUCUGCAACCCAAAACCAAAAACAAUAUGAUACAUCUUCAAAAACCCGCCCUCAUUCUCAGCAGGGAACAUCCAUGCUUGAAGAUGACCUCCAGCUCAGUGACAGUGAGGACAGUGAGAACGAGCAAGCCCCGGAGAAGCCUCCUUCCACAUCUGCACCGCCAAGCGCUCCGCAGUCACUUCCAGAAGCAGCGGCCUCAGCACAUUCCAGUGGUGCGGAGUCAGAGAGCACCAGUGACUCAGACAGCUCCUCGGACUCGGAGAGCGAGAGCAGCUCAAGUGACAGCGAGGAGAAUGAGCCCCAGGACACUCCGGCUCCUGAGCCUGAGCCUCCUACAACAAACAAAUGGCAGCUAGACAACUGGCUGACCAAAGUCAGCCAGCCGGCAGCGCCACCAGAGGCCCUGGGGAGUGCAGCGCCCCCACUUCGGCACCCAGACGGGAAGGGAAAGGGUGGUGACGGCACCACUAGUCACGAGCAUUCAGAAUCCAAAGAUCCUCCUCCCCCUAAAAGCUCCGGCAGAGCCCCCCGGAUCCCUCCCGAAGGCUCCCACACUGGCAAGAGGAGCUGUCAGAAGUCCCCUGCCCAGCAGGAGCCGCCGCAGAGGCAAACGGUUGGAACCAAACAACCCAAAAAACCUGUCAAGGCCUCUGCCCCGGCGGACUCUCGGGCCAGUUUGCAGGUGGAGAGUGAGCCGGGACUUCCCCAUAGCUCCAAGGAUCAGCCUCCCAAGGACAAGCCCAAGGUGAAGACGAAAGGGAGGCCACGUGCUGGAGACAGAGAGCCUAAGCCAGCGGUGCCCACCCCCAGCGAGAAGAAGAAGCACAGGGGCGGGCCCCCGGCCCCCACAAAGGCACGCUCCGGUCCUGAGCCCACGAAGGACAAUGUGGAGGACAGGAGCCCUGAGCACUUGGCCCUCGUCCCCCUGACUCACGGCCAGGGCCCCAAGCACGACAGCAGCAGUGGUGGCAGGACUAGUGGCUGUCGCCGGGCCGUGGUGGUGCAGGAGGACCCCGGGAAGGACAAACUUCAGGUGCCUUUGAGAGACACCAAGCUGCUCUCCCCGCUCAGGGACACUCCUCCCCUGCAAAGCUUGGUGGUGAAGAUAACUCUCGACCUCCUCUCUUGGGUUCCCCAGCCACCUGGGAAGGGGAGUCGCCAGAAGAAACCAGAGGACAAGCAGCCACCGGCAGGGAAGAAGCUGGAUUCUGAGAAGAGAAGCUCCGACAACUCAAGCAAGUUGGCCAAAAAGAGAAAGGGUGAAGCAGAGAGAGACCAUGAUAGCAAGAAAGUCAGACUGGAGAAAGAGGUUAAAUCACAGUCAUCGUCAUCCUCCCACAAAGAAGCUUCUAAGACGAAAACACCCAGGCCCUCUGAGCCCUCAAAGAAGGAAAUGCUUCCCCCCACACUUGUGUCAUCAUCGUCCUCAUCCUCCCAGAAGCCAGCCAAGCCCACACAAAAGAGGCCACGGCGAGAAGCACAUCCCUGUAGCCAGGACCCUCCCAAAAGUGCCAGUAGUACCAAGGGCAACCAUAAGGACUCCCCCGCCCCCAAGCGCAGAAAAGCCGAGGGGAAGGGCUCUGGAAGCUCCACAGAACAAAAGGGAUCUUCUGGAGAUACUGCAAAUUCUUUUCCAGUGCCUUCUUUGCCAAAUGGUAACUCGAAACCAGGGAAGCCUCCCUCGAAGUUGGACAAACAAGCAGAUCUCCACAUGAAGGAGGCAAAAAAGUUGAAGCAAAAAGCAGAGUUAAUGACAGACAAGGUUGGGAAGGCUUUUAAGUACUUGGAAGCCGUCUUGUCCUUCAUUGAGUGUGGGAUUGCCAUGGAGUCUGAAAGCCCGGUGUCCAAGUCGGCGUCCAAGUCGGCUUUCGCAGUGUACUCUGAAACCGAAGACCUCGUUAAAGUCAUCAUGUCGUUAAAAUCCUUCUCAGACCCCGCAGCACCAACACAAGAGAAAAUAUUUGCUGUUUUAUGCAUGCGUUGUCAGUCCAUUUUGAACAUGGCGAUGUUUCGUUGUAAAAAGGAGAGAGCAAUAAAGUAUUCUCGUGCUCUUAAUGAUCACUUCCAGAGUCCUUCCAAAGUUACCCAGGCACCUUCUCCAUGCAUUGCAAGAAGCACAGGCGCACCAUCCCCUCUCUCUCCAAUGCCUUCUGCCAGCUCCGUGGGCUCCCAGGCGAGUGCUGGCAGUGUGGGGGGCAGCGGGAUCCCUGCCAACAUCCAAAACAUGACAUCUUCCUACAUCACCAUUACUUCCCACAUCUUCGCCGCCGUUGAUCUUUGGGAACAGGCCGAGGUCCUUACAAGGAAGAAUAAAGAGUUUUUUGCUCAGCUCAGCACAAGCGUGUGCACCUUGGCCCUCAACAGCAGUUUGGCGGAUCUGGUGCACUACACGAGACAGGGGUUUCAGUGGCUGAAGCAAGGAAGCAGAGCGCCCUAACGGAGGCCCAGGUUCAUUUGAUGCCUUGGGAACUAUUUUGCACAUUGGAGCCUCAGAACCAGUCCAGACAUUUGUCUCAUCAGGACAACAAAACUUGAGAAGAGAAGCACCUGAGAAGGCCAGGUCAUUUGUCCACUUAAACUCUCAAGAAUUGUGUGGUCAUUGGUUGGGCACGAUGGUUAUGCAGAAGUAGAAAUGAGGAGGCUGGCUUCAGAGAUGAUCUUCGCCUUUCCUAACUAAAGGACAGAGUGCAAUGUGGCCUGACAGGGGUGUGUGAGUGGUCUAGAAACAUUUCCGUAUUUUUUUAACCAGCAGAAUGCGAGUUGCAAAUGAAACGAAGAGAAUCAGUUUCAACUCUGAACGCAAAUUCACGUCAUCUCAGCAGCCUCACCACACUAGUCCAUUCCCAGAAGGAAAUAUUUUUAACAGUGAAUUUUGGUGUAGGGUUUUAUGGAUGAUUUUUCUUUCUUUUCAGUUUUUUUUGAGGAAAUAUUUGUUUUGUAAAUUCUAACAGUCAUCUAUAAAACCUAAAUUGUGAAGGACUCCGCUAUACCCCACUUUGUGCCAGUGCACAGUUGCUUUGAUAAUACCAAGUAUUGUCAUAAUGUAAAGAAUUGGAGGCACCCCCAUUGCCUGAAGUACUGCACGCUCACCCAGCUCUGAUUCCUUUGUGGCCGAGUUGGUGUUGACCGAUGGGAGCCGUGGGAGGAGAAGGAGCUACAAUACGCGGCAGCAGGCGGCACGGCUGUCGUUCCCACCCCUGCUUCAGCCACAGGCAGGCAGCUGCGACCGUGUUCGGAAUUUUCUACUCUGGGAAAGAGGGUACUGCCAUUUCCACAGGACCAGUUGGCUGAAGGGCUUUUGAAUUUUUGUUUAAGUAGAGCUGGAAUUUGAGGUGCUGGUCUGUGGUCUACAGUCAUGUGGUAACUCAUGCUGUCUAACCAACUCAGAGUUUUGUCAGUGAACAAAGACAAAUGAAAUCUACUUAAAGAGGCUAUAUUUUUCUGCUGCGAAUUAUUUUAUAUUUAUAGCAAAACUAGACUUUCAGAGCCCUUAAUUGUCCAGGGGAAAUGUACUCCCUGAAAGGAUGUGGAGAUUGGGGUGGCUAAUUAGACUUCACUCGGUGUUCUCGGUGAGCUAGACUUGACAGGCUGAGGAGGAACGGUGGCCUCCCCACAAGUUGCUGUUGCCGUCUUAGAGGCCUGACACCAGUGCAUUUGAAUGACCGAUAAUGAAAGAACACAUCCGAGUUCCCACUUACCCAUAAGCACAGAUUUUCUUUAUUGUAGACACUUUGAAGGUUAUUAUUGGAAGCAUUAUUUUGACUGCAGUGUUUUUAAAAGCCCAUUCUUUUUAUCCCUUUUAGAGGUGGAAUUUACACACAUUAAAAUUGAGGAGUGCUUUUUCUACAAUUGGCUUUUCUCCUAUCCUGCCUCUCUACAUGUUGUUUCCUACCCAGCAUGUUUGACAUUUUCCUAAUUAUUUAUUAGUGAAGAAGGGAGUGGAUACACCUUUAUUUAUAAUGAAGUGUAAGGUCCGCAUGAUGUCUGUAAGAACUUGCUUGGUAAUUUGGCAAAUGUAUAAAGGGGGGUGUAGACGAUGGGAAAUGCUUGUCUUUCAGGGUGAAGCGUGUGACUGUUCCUUCACUGUCUACCCAGCCCGUUCUUUUGUCAUCACUAACCUGCUAGGGCAGAGGUCUCCUACCUCGUGUUUAGGUUAAAGCCCGAGGAUUAGCAGCAGUGGUAAUGUCUGAGCAUGGAAACUUCAUGUGUGGUCUUGAUGUUCUAAAGUAAAGCCUUGGCCCUUUUUAAAUUGCUCGUUUAAAAAGCACCCUGUUGUUAAAUGAACAGUAAUUGCCUGGUAGGUUGUAUGCUGUGACAUUGUGUGUCCUCUUCUAUGUAGGAGACAAGAUCCCAGAAUCAGGCGCAUGUAAUUAUUUAACAUCAUCUUUUCUUCCCUUCCCUGCACCACUCCCCAAUGUAAGGCUGGUCGGUUUGGAAGGACGUGUUCUCGGGGCAAGUUCUGGUCUGUGCAACCUGUGCAGGGUAAGUGUGUCCCAUCAGCAAGCCACCAGCUCCCUUGCCUGGGGGAGUUUCCCACAUGAUCCGUCAGCCCGUGCUACACACGUGAUGGCUGCGUCAUGGCCUUAUUCUUUGUGGGGGGUUUUCCCCUGACCUUUGUAUUAAAAUUUUAUUUGUCUCUUGAAAAACAAAUGAUUUUGCAGAGAUCAGUUUGUACUGUUUAGAUCAGCGGUCACCAACCGGUGGUCCGUGAGGUCCGAAAGGUUGGCGAUCGCUGGUUUAGAUCAUGGACUGAGUAUGUGAAGGGUAGCGGCUUGGUGAACCCCUCAUGCUCCUCAGUUCUUCUGGCUGUAACAGCUGUAUAACAAAUCAGGAGGCUUUGUAAACACUUGCACUUUUUGCUACAUGCUUCAAUUCCAAAAGGCAAGAUUUGUACUGAGGUAGAUCAUUGAAAGGACUGGGUCUAAAAUUAAGCCUUUGCAUCUGUGAAGUUCUUAUAACAGUAAUAGUGCGCACUUCACAGUGAGGCAAACAAAAUGUCCUGAGUGAAGGUGGAGUGAAGUCUUGCCUCUGGCGCUACAGCUUCCUGUGUCUUUAUUAGGAAGCGGAAGAACUCUUUCACUUGUAAAAAUGAUGACUGUUUCUGCCCUGUCUGGAGAGGAGGACUGACCUUGAGGUUUUAGCCAGACUAAGGGUCCUAAUAAAAAAUGGGAAACCCUUCACUGAACCCCGCCAGGUUGCCCUGGGUUCAGAAUGUGAAAGUGUGGGCCGCGUGCCAGCCGUGGUGAAGAGUCAGGGGUCCGGCAGGCAUAUUAUCAGGACUGAAACUGCAGCGGGAGAAGGACUCACCUGAUAAUCUGAUUUAAUCACAAUUGAAUGGGAAAGAAAGCAUCUGAUUUCUUUGAACAAAAGGACCUUUAUUUUAUAGAUCUGUUUUGACCAAAAUGUUUAGCUAUUUCCCUUAGACAAAUUGGAUCACACUUAUCUCCCUUGUUCUAUAUCCUUUAAUUCCAGAUCUCAGGAUAUUUAAAAGCUAAAAACCACCCCCUUCUGACGGAAAACUUGCCUUAAUUGGUACCUUAAAUAUUAAUGUUAGUAAGAUCAGGAGCUUACUAUUUUAUUAUGAUUCUUGUUCAAUAAUUUUUAGCUGUAAAAAAACCUCUUAGCUCUGAUAGAUAAAAGGAGAUGUGUGUGUACAUACAUACACACAAAGAAUAAGAAGCUGGUUGAAUUGGAUAUAUUGUGCAUUUUGUUGAUCACACCUAAUUUUGGAAUAAUGCUAUAUUUGGUUUGCCAUGGCUUUCGGGGUGUUACAUGGGCCUUGGCUCUUCUGCUCCAUGAAGUUUGAGGUGUAUUUGUUCAUCUUAAGGUAAAUGAAUCAAAUUAGGCUUGAUUCCCUGCCACCCACACAGAGCCUACUUUUUUCUUAAGGAUUUAUUUUCCCAGACACUACACAAAAUCUUUGAAAAACUUUGCCACUUCAUCCAUUACACUCUUUACCACUGAUUAGCAGUAUUUUAGUCUUGCAAGAAUAUUAGGGCUUCUUUUAGAAACACAGACAUCAAGACUUGCUUCCUGUGAGGUGAGUUGCACAUUGUGGCUGUGGAGCGUGUAGGUUAUGGCGGUGCCUGCUCCUUUUCCCGCUGUCUCCAGUGGGUCGCCUCUUUUGUUUUGGGAUGUAAGGUUUUUCCUGUGCCUUUUUUUUUUUUUUUUUUUUUUUUUACUCUGUCAUUUGUUUGCGGGAGAUGGAGUUGCAGGAUAGCAUGAUAUUGGGGAUUUUCCUCCAAACAUUGCGAGUGGUAUUCCUUCCUAUAAAUCUCAAAUAUGCAAUCUAGUUGUGUUGGUUUCUCAGUGACAGAAUGAAUUGUGACCACUGGCCAUGUUCUGUAGUUUUCACUGAUGAUGAGUUGACAAGCACCACUUACCACCUUUCUUAAGGUGGCUGUAAGUUUCCUGUUGUCCUGGAGAAAAAUCACACGAGAUUCUGUUCCACUGUGCGCCAGGUAUCAGCAGGUACUGCGACGGGUAGAGAAGUGCCUAUAUUUCUGUACCCAAGAGGGCAGGAAGGAGACAUACAGCCCUCUGUGAGCCUAGGGGGUGCUCUGUGGGCCUGGAGGGACAAGGGAGAAAGACCACUGACAGCGAGGCUGGCCAUACCGCAGUCAGGCCAGGAGUGGCUGACCUAGGGAGAUAACUUGCUUUGCUUAAAAGUAGAUGUUUAAGUGAUGCUUAACACAGGCAGUAUUAACUUUGCCUUUUGUUCAGGCCGUCAACAUGUAUUGUUAAAAUUACUGCACAUCCCCCUCAGAUAACAAGUAUACACUGUUCAUGUUGGUGUGUGUAUGUGUGUGUGUUUAUAUGCGUGUGUCCCAAAUCUUGUUUUAAUUUUUUUUUUCCUGAAUGUGAUUACGUUUUGGAUGAUACCUGUGCAGGGUUGCCUUUUUUUAUUUAUUACCAUUAUAUAUUAUAUUAUAUUAUAUUUUUUGCUUUCUUAUAACUUUAGAGUAAAGUCAAAUCUUGGUAUUAUUAAAAUUGUUUUAAAAAGAAAUAAAUUGUCCAGUUGAUAAAUGAAGGUCACUGGCCUAUCUCUAAAAUAAUAUGUGUUUUUCUUUAAUUAUUGUGGAAUAAUGUGCCAGCUAUGUAGUCCACACAGUGAUUUGUAUGUAGGAUGGGGAAGCAGCGAUGCUCUCAAUGGGAAGAUGUGCAACACAGAUAAAGGGGACUCCAUGUAUUUUAUCUCCUUCAGCAAUGAAACUGCAACCUGGGGCUUUUGUGAAUAAAAUUUAGCUGCCUUGUAUAGUCCUUUGAAAGAGACAUGUGAUCUGUGAGAAUUAAAGUUUGCUUUCUUUUUUUAGAAGAAAAAUUUGCAAAAGAUCUUUCCAAAGAGAAUGUGCCACAGAUCUUUUGCUUGUUCUCUGUAAUGAGGAUUAAUUGCUGUUUAAAAAAAAAAAGUAUAAUUGAUUUGUUCACUUUCAAAUUCUUUCCUUUUCACAAGAGGAUCGAGCUGUAAAAAAAAAAAAAAUUAAUAAAAAUUUAGAGAAAUCA